Olea europaea var. sylvestris is the source of this 948-nucleotide messenger RNA. RefSeq lists its product as uncharacterized. Gene Ontology annotation, biological process: proteolysis. NCBI's taxonomy places the organism in Eukaryota, Viridiplantae, Streptophyta, Magnoliopsida, Lamiales, Oleaceae. The coding region runs from base 333 to 818 and encodes 161 amino acids. Gene Ontology annotation, molecular function: zinc ion binding; metallocarboxypeptidase activity. The record is from RefSeq and is a predicted model, not a curated record. The transcript is spliced from 5 exons.
AUUUUACUUAUAGAAUCUAUGAAAGCUCGAAUCUUCCCUAGCGUUGAGCUUAUUAGCAUUUUCUUAUUCUAUGUCCAAUACAUAUUAACUUUUAAUUAAGCUGAAAUUUUCCUGAUGAUUUGGACCAUUAUGUUUUGAAGCAAUACAUAGCUGCUGAGGUUUUUCAGGGAAUACAAAAGGGAAACUUUGUUGUAUUCUGGUUACCCCACGGACAUUUUUGCUAAUUGUUUAGAUUGGAAGUUAGUAUACUAGAAUUCAAACAACGCUUGGAAAUUUCUUUAUGCGUAUAAGUAAUCGUUGGUUUUUCCAUUUCUUUUGAAGUUUUCCAACAUAUGACUGGAUUUGUUUAUUGGAACUUUUACAGCGGAGGUUUACUGGAAGAAAUCAAAUCAUUAGUUCAUCGUCACCCUGAUAAACUCUCUAUGGAGAAAAUUUCUAGUAAAAACAAAGGCUAUGAGGCAGAGAUGACAGUAGUUACUUAUUGCCAGAAUAGGAAAGAGACCGAUGACAGAUCAAAGUUUAGGAUUCUUCUUAGUUUUGGACAGCAUGGUCGGGAGCUCAUUACCACUGAGCUAGCAUUGCGGCUCCUCUCUAUUUUAAGUGAAGAGGAAUUCUUACCUAACAUGGACCGUGUUGCAUUAAAUAAUACUCUUAGUAGGCUUGUCAUAAAGGUUGUACCAAUGGAAAAUUGGAAUGGUCGCAAGCUUGUUGAAGCAGGAGAACUGUGUGACAGAAGAAAUGGAAGAGGAGUUGAUCUCAAUCGAAAUUGGAGUGUAGACUGGGGCAAGAAGGAGAAGGUUUGUCUAUUUCUUUUGUAGGACAUGAGAAGGUCCAUUCAGUUAAUAUGUUAUUAGACUGGGAUCUUUGAACUUUGUCCAGCUAUAUCAAAACAGUUAUCUAGUUAUCUUGAUAGUGUCAUUGACAUAAAUUUAGGCGAUGGUUCUAUGA